This is a messenger RNA of Fundulus heteroclitus (mummichog), 1371 nucleotides long. Its product is annotated as zinc finger protein OZF. The transcript is spliced from 3 exons. The coding region runs from base 1 to 1371 and encodes 456 amino acids. The record is from RefSeq and is a predicted model, not a curated record. Gene Ontology annotation, biological process: regulation of immune system process; negative regulation of transcription by RNA polymerase II; regulation of cytokine production. NCBI's taxonomy places the organism in Eukaryota, Metazoa, Chordata, Actinopteri, Cyprinodontiformes, Fundulidae.
AUGUCGUGUCAUCAGCACUUUAAGCUUUAUCCAGACCAAAUUGAAGACGGAGAGCUUCCAGAAGAGAAUGAUGGAGAAGAAUCCGUCAGAAUACAAGAUCAUGGAGAUGCUUCAAUUUUUUUGGAGACUGAAGACACUGAGGACGAUGAACAGGACGGUGAUGUAGAGCACCCUUUGUCUGAGCAGAAACACUUGUCAGACUCUGGAUAUAAUAAAUCUUCCACAGAGAAGAAAAAAUGUAGGAAAGGCCACACAGGAGUUAAGCUUAGCUGCAAAGACUGUGGCAAAACAUUUACGGGAAAAUCAACUUUAAACACACACAUGAGAAUCCACACAGGAGAGAAGCCUUUCUGUUGUGUUCUAUGUGGAAAAAGAUUUAACCAGAAAUCUAAUUUAAACACACACAUGAGAAUCCAUACAGGACAGAAGCCAUUCUGUUGUGAUCUAUGCGGACAAAGAUUUAGUCGAAAAUCACUUUUAAACAUACACGUGAGAAUCCAUACAGGACAGAAGCCUUUCUGUUGUGAUUUAUGUGGACAAAGCUUUCGUCGAAAAUCACUUUUAAACAUACACAUGAGAAUCCAUACAGGACAGAAGCCUUUCAGUUGUGGCCUAUGUGGAAAAAGCUUUAGCCACAAAUCUAAUUUAAACACACACAUGAGAAUCCAUGCAGGACAGAAGCCUUUCUGUUGUGAUUUAUGUGGAAAAAGAUUUACCUGCAAAUCAAAUUUAAACACACACAUGAUUAUCCAUACAGGACAGAAGCCUUUUUGUUGUGAUAUAUGUAAACAAAGAUUUACCUGCAAAUCAAAUUUAAACGCACACAUGAGAAUCCAUACAGGACAGAAGCCUUUCUGUUGUGAGCUAUGUGGAAAAAGAUUUAGCCAGAAAGCUAGUUUAAGCACUCACAUGAGAAUCCAUACAGGACAGAAGCCUUUCUGUUGUGAUCUAUGUGGAAAAAGAUUUAGCGAAAAAUCAGAUUUAAACAAACACAUGAGAAUCCAUACAGGACAGAAGCCUUUCUGUUGUGAUCUAUGUGGACAAGCCUUUAGUCGAAAAGAAACUUUAAACACACACAUGAGAAGAGUCCCCGUGCUGUGGAAGUCAUCCUGCCUCGUUCCUGUGCCAAGGACGCCGGGACCUAGCGGCCCUCAGGACUACAGACCGGUAGCACUGACGUCCCACAUCAUGAAGACCUUUGAGAGGCUAGUCCUGGAGAAGCUACGGCCCAUGGCCAGGCCCUUCACUGAUCCACUACAGUUCGCCUACCAGCCCCACCUGGGAGUUGAGGACAGCAUCAUCUACCUGCUGAACAGAGUCUACACUCACCUGGACAAGCCAGCGAGCACUGUGAGAAUCAUCAGAAGAUAA